Molecule: messenger RNA, 1979 nt
Organism: Dendroctonus ponderosae (mountain pine beetle)
Lineage: Eukaryota; Metazoa; Arthropoda; Insecta; Coleoptera; Curculionidae
Product: leucine-rich melanocyte differentiation-associated protein
Exons: 5
Coding region: 921-1718 (265 amino acids)
Biological process (GO): melanocyte differentiation
Molecular function (GO): protein binding
Source: RefSeq, a predicted model, not a curated record
UUCGAAAUGUUCCUCUUAUGGGCUGCAUUUUGGUUUUCAAAAGCGGAAAAGUUAGCGUUAAAAGUCGUAAAGUUUAUGUUUGAAAACUUCAAAAUAUCAGUGUGAUAUGAAAGAAACCGAAGGUGUUGUGAUUCAUCUUCAUCAGGCUCAAUGUCUUGCUUUAUGCAUCUAAAUUUGAAGUUGAAAAUUUGACAUUGUUAUACGGUUUAUUUUAGAAUCAUUCAUUUUGUGCGCGGUUUUUACUAAGCCGGAAAAAUUCAGUAUUAAGAGCGGCUUUUGCGAAAUUUUGUGCUUCAGCUGCACCAAGUCUUGUCUAAAUAUGGUGAAAAGUCCACGAAUUGAAACUCUUUAUUUUGGAAACUGAGAAUUUUUAAAGGAGGAGAUCAAUUGUGCAUAAUCAUCCAUUUUGUGCGCGGUUUUUACCAAGUCGGAGAAAUUCAGCAAAAAUUAUGCAUUAGCAUUAUCUUCCUUCAUUCAUAUCUACCAACCAAAUUUCCUAUUUUAGACUUUCAAAUACUUCCAAGUUGAUUCCAAAUUUUCACCUAGCCUUUACCUUCCAGUGUUAGUUAUUUUCACUUUCUCAUGCACCCCUGCAAAUGUGGACAUUUUCAAAACAGGCGAAAUUUUCUAGUACAGGGCCGUAUUAGCGCAAGUCAAAAAAACGAGUCAAAAUCAUAAAGAAAAUGUACAAAAAAAGAUGUUUGACAUCAGAGGACUAAAAAAAACUCUCAACCACAGCAACAGAAUAAAAGGCGAUUAUUUCGAAUGGAAACAGCGCCUUUAAAAUUCCAUAGUGUCUCAUUCUAAGGCGACUAAUUAUUAGCAACAGAAAAAAAUCCGGCUCUGCUUUUGCCCUGUGGGGCUUCAUUUAACUGGAUCACUUCCAAUUGCCCCACAUUUGCCCAAACCUCACCAAAGUAAUGAAUUCAGUGUACUUCUACUGCAUGAUACUGGACACAAAAUCCACCAGUGAAAAAAAUUGGAAACUCUCUCACCUAAUCAGGGAGAUCCUUCACAGCGCUGAUGGAAAGCGGUUUGAAAAGUUAUGCUACUGCGGCCAAGGUUGCACCCGCAUCCCUGAAACCUUAGUGAAACUCUACGGGGCGAAGGUCCAAAGCCUGGACUUUAGUUCGAACGAUUUGGUUACUCUUAAGGGACUGGAUGCGUUCCAGCAGCUGCAGGAAUUGGUUCUGGAUAACAACCAGCUGGGCGAUUCAUUGACUGUGCCGGUUUUGCCCAAACUGCACACGUUGUCUCUGAACAAGAACCAGAUUUGUAACCUGGAAGCGCUGCUUCUGCAAAUCAAGCAAAACCUGCCAGCGCUCAACUAUCUGAGUCUUCUAGGAAAUCAGGCGUGUCCCAACCAGUUGAGCAACCAGGAACACGACGAAGAGGAUUAUCAGCGUUACAGGUACUUCGUGCUUUAUCACCUGCCUCAGCUGAAAUUUCUGGACUCCAAUCGCGUUUCCGAGCAGGAGCGGUGGGAGGCCAAAAAUAGGGGACAAUUUAUGAAUAUUGUAACCCCAUCAGGGGCAGGCAAUGUGAACGUUAAUCUGCAGCUGAACAACUUGGCCAUUAGUGGAAACUUGAAGUACAGCCCGCUGCCCAGGGCGCUGAGGAACCCAGAUGACUAUAAGGGCGCCUACGGUAAAUGUCGUUACCGCUACAGUGGCAAACACUCGGAAGGCAACCGAUUCAUCUCAAACAAUGACCUCUAGCCAAACCUCCCUAUUCUACUACUAUACUAGUUAUUAAUAAGUGUCGUACAAGUUGGCUUGGCUGAACUGGAUCAGGACCAGCUCAUACGUAACAAUCGCACUGGCCACCUGCAAAUGCAACUGGUCAAACUUCUACAUCGCCCUGUAGAUGUCUGCCUACUCACACUUAGAAUGGUGCCUCUUUUAACCGCAAACAUCUUGCAUCCAGUCAAGGCGGUUUUAUCGAAACUGAUUUGCGUCAACAGUCUUCUGAUCUGAAAA